CAGGCGGUUCAAUGAGCUCUUUGUGGAGGGUUGAGGUAUGCAGUGAAAGUGUGUGUGUGAGAGAACGAAAGAGAGUUUACUUGUUCUGUUAGUACCUAGCGGAUUUACCUAGCAGACUGGGCACAGCUUGGUUAAAGGUGUGUGUGUGAGAACGGAAUUACAACAGAGGAAAAAAAAGGAGAAAGGUGUGUGAAGACAAGAAGACAAACUUUAAGCAGAAAAAAGGGCGAUGCUCAGUGAGUGGUUUUGGUGGGACCGGCUGUGGUUGCCGAGGCCAGUGACGUGGGCGGAUCUACAGGAUGGUGAGGGGUGUGUCUACGCUCGUGCAUCCCACUUGUACAUAAUUCUACCUGUAGCAGUGCUGCUGCUCGGCUUAAGAGCAUUAUAUGAAAGGCUAAUCGCAGUGCCACUCGCUCAGGCUCUUGGGGUUAAAGACAAAAUUCGCAAGAGAGCGUCACACAACCCACUACUGGAAACAUACUACAGAACACACUCUAAACACCCAACACAGGCGGAUGUAAAAGGUGUGUGUAAAAAGCUGGGCUGGUCAGAAAGGCAGGUGGAGCGUUGGUUCCGCCGGAGGAGGAAUCAAGACAGACCCGGAGUACAAAAGAAAUUCAAAGAAGCCAGCUGGCGGUUUGCCUUUUAUCUGUGCUCGUCUUUUGGAGGAGUGCUGGCUCUAUAUGAUAAACCGUGGUUUUAUGAUCUACGUGAAGUGUGGGCAGGAUUUCCCAAACAAUCACUGCUGGACUCUCAAUAUUGGUAUUACAUCACUGAGAUGAGUUUUUAUGGUUCUUUACUGUUCAGCGUGGCUGCAGAUGUAAAACGGAAGGAUUUUAAGGAGCAGUUAGUGCAUCAUUGGGCCACUUUAACACUCCUGUCCUUCUCAUGGUGUGCCAACUACAUCCGCAUUGGCACCCUGGUAAUGCUGGUGCACGACACAUCUGAUGUCCUGCUCGAGUCUGCUAAAAUGUUCAAUUACGCCAGAUGGGAGACGACCUGUAACAGUGUCUUUGUGGUGUUCGCGCUGGUCUUCAUGGUAACCAGACUAAUUAUCUUCCCUUUCUGGCUGAUUCACUGUACGUGGGUUUAUCCUCUGGACCAGUUUGAACCCUUUUUCGGCUAUUACUUCUUUAACGCCAUGCUUACGGUGCUGCUGUUUUUGCACGUGUUCUGGGCCUCCCUCAUCCUCCGCAUGGUCAAAAAGUUUCUCUUUGGGAAUCUGAAGGGUGAUGAGCGCAGUGAUGAGGAGGAGGAUGAGGGAUCUGAGGAAGAAUACACACAUGCAUACACUAAUGGAUCUGGGAAUGGACUGUCUAAUGGCCAUUGAUAGAAAUGGAGAUCUUCCUAAUAUAGACGCAAAUAGCACUUUUGAUGCCAUGCAUGCAUUUAUGUCCAUAUUGGACACCUGAUUCAUCUGUGAACUUUUUGUAUAGCUUUUAUAUUAACGUUUGUACAUGUACAGAUAUUAUGGUAGAAAAUUAAUACAAAUUAUCACUACAGUAAAAAGGCAUUAAGAAAUCAGAUGGAUGCAUGGAUACAGUAGAUCAACAGACACUGGAUGG
Danio aesculapii is the source of this 1565-nucleotide messenger RNA. It is a transcript of the gene cers3b, whose product is annotated as ceramide synthase 3b. The coding region runs from base 230 to 1330 and encodes 366 amino acids. The record is from RefSeq and is a predicted model, not a curated record. NCBI's taxonomy places the organism in Eukaryota, Metazoa, Chordata, Actinopteri, Cypriniformes, Danionidae. Gene Ontology annotation, biological process: ceramide biosynthetic process. Gene Ontology annotation, molecular function: sphingosine N-acyltransferase activity; DNA binding. Gene Ontology annotation, cellular component: membrane. The transcript has 11 exons.